CCUGGCCGGAGCGAAGGGGAUACGCUGCAGACCAAGGUUCUCCGGAGGGCUGCACUGACAAACAGCCAGGAGCGUCCAAAUUCUCUGUUUUUCAUGUGGAAAAACAUGCUCAAUUGGCUUGCGAGUGCAUUCAGCAGUGAAAAGGGCCACACGUUUGUUGAACAGCUUCAAAAAAUCCAGUGUAUGCUGCAGGAUGUGAACUCCAACAUCGCAACGCCUCUCUCCUCAGCCAGGGAGGCUCAUUUAAAACGAACAUCUUUUAGUGAGAAGCCAGUUCUGGAGCUGGAGCAGUGGAUUGACAGUUACACAGAGCAGCUGCCUCCACUCAGAGCUUUCAUCUUGCCGUCGGGAGGUAAAAGCAGCGCUGCUCUCCAUUUUUCCCGAGCUGUCUGCCGCAGAGCUGAAAGGCGUGUGGUUCCUUUAGUACAAGCAGGGGAAGCAGAUCCAAACGUGGCCAAAUAUUUAAACAGGCUGAGUGACUUUCUCUUUGUUUUGGCACGUUACGCUGCAAUGAAGGAAGGAAAAGAAGAGACUAUAUAUGUAAGACCUCAGACAUAA
Pterocles gutturalis (yellow-throated sandgrouse) is the source of this 558-nucleotide messenger RNA. RefSeq names its product methylmalonic aciduria (cobalamin deficiency) cblB type (gene MMAB). The transcript is spliced from 7 exons. Gene Ontology annotation, molecular function: corrinoid adenosyltransferase activity. The annotation marks the transcript as partial. The record is from RefSeq and is a predicted model, not a curated record. NCBI's taxonomy places the organism in Eukaryota, Metazoa, Chordata, Aves, Pterocliformes, Pteroclidae.